Staurois parvus is the source of this 320-nucleotide messenger RNA. The record is from the annotation of a GenBank genome assembly. Lineage: Eukaryota; Metazoa; Chordata; Amphibia; Anura; Ranidae.
UGCUCGGUCAUGUGAUCAGCUGUGUCCAAUCACAGCUGAUCACUGAUCAUCAGGGGCACUGAUGAUCAGUGUAGCCCCAGCAGCGCCACCUGUCAGUGUCCAUCAGUGCCUUGUGUUAGUGCUCACCAGUGCCACAUCAAUGCCACAUAUCAGUGCCCAUCUAAGCUGCCUUUCAGUGUCACCCAUCAGUGCCAGUCAAUGCCAAUCAGUGCUGCCUGUCAGUGCCGCCUAUCAGUACCAUGUAUCAGUGCUGCCUUUCAGUGCCCAUCAGUGAUGCCUGUCAAUGCCCAUCAAUGCCACCUAUCGGUGUCCAUCAGUGA